This is a messenger RNA of Strigops habroptila (Kakapo), 770 nucleotides long. RefSeq names its product BDNF/NT-3 growth factors receptor-like. The record is from RefSeq and is a predicted model, not a curated record. NCBI's taxonomy places the organism in Eukaryota, Metazoa, Chordata, Aves, Psittaciformes, Psittacidae. The coding region runs from base 1 to 444 and encodes 147 amino acids. The transcript has 4 exons. Gene Ontology annotation, biological process: regulation of phosphatidylinositol 3-kinase/protein kinase B signal transduction; cellular response to brain-derived neurotrophic factor stimulus; cell surface receptor protein tyrosine kinase signaling pathway. Gene Ontology annotation, molecular function: brain-derived neurotrophic factor binding; ATP binding; brain-derived neurotrophic factor receptor activity. Gene Ontology annotation, cellular component: axon; signaling receptor complex; membrane.
AUGGGCACUGUACUAGCCUUCCCCCAGACACUGAAGGAUGCCAGUGACAAUGCCCGCAAGGACUUCCACCGUGAGGCUGAGCUGCUAACUAACCUGCAACACGAGCACAUCGUCAAGUUCUAUGGUGUUUGUGUUGAGGGUGAUCCACUCAUCAUGGUCUUUGAAUAUAUGAAACAUGGAGAUCUUAACAAAUUUCUCAGGGCACAUGGACCAGAUGCAGUACUGAUGGCAGAGGGCAACCGUCCUGCUGAGCUGACCCAAUCCCAGAUGCUUCACAUUGCCCAGCAGAUUGCAGCUGGUAUGGUUUACCUGGCGUCACAGCACUUCGUGCAUCGGGAUCUUGCUACCCGGAAUUGUCUGGUUGGUGAGAACCUGCUGGUGAAGAUUGGAGAUUUUGGGAUGUCUAGAGAUGUGUACAGCACGGACUACUAUAGGUUUAUGUAAACCAAUUGUGGCCCAGAGAAAAUGAAAACCAGAAAACGUCAUCAAGACUGAAGAAAAGAAAGAAAAUAAGCAAAGGACCUUGCCAUUGCCUUGUUUAUUAGCGUCUGGGGGAGAAGGGGAGGGGCUAUCUAACAAAAGAACUGGAAUAUCUGAGACAUUUCAACUAAAAAUUGUGGUGCUUCCAUGCACUGUACAUUAUAGAUAAACUUUUGUGACUCAUAAGGGAGAAGUAAACCUAUAAACCUCUGUUGCUCCCCUCUUUUCCUGUGAUGUAAUUUGACAUGACCAAUAGAGCCAGACGUGCUAUGUUAACCUACAGUAAAUCU